CUCAACAUAAUACUGUUUCUCUGGUAUGUAGUAUAAUCCUAAAUUGCACUCAAACGUUCCGUUCCCCUUAAGGGUGUUGACACUGUAUUUGACAGCUCUUUCAUAGAUGGCGCGAUAGCGCACUUUCUUUUCUUAUGCCAUGGGAGGCCCCAGAACCCUCAGACCUGUUUCAGCUCCGAAAUAGUUAAGAUGUCAAUUGAUCCUAACGAGGCCAGAGGCGGGAGUGGCAGGCGUAGAAGACAGUCUGCCGUCCCGUCCUUGGACCCGCGCGUUAAUAACUUUGUAGAUUUAAUUGACGUAGAACAAGUUGGUGAAUUUAGCCAAGAUGAUGAAGUGUCAGUGCCAAGUGAGUCGUCGGCGGAACGCCGAGCCUAUGCAGAGAUCGAGAGGAUGCGGCAGCAACGGGAAUUUGAGAGGCAGCAACGUGACAGGGAGAGGCAGGAAGAAACGGAGCGACGUCGACGGGAGAGGCAAGAACGCCACCAGCAGCGGGAUCGCGAGGGUCGCCUUCGACGAGGCAAGAGCCGAUCGUCGUUCGAGGAAGAACGUCGCAACCGCGAUGCACGCCCCAGAUCCAGGUCCCCGCACCGCUCCAGACCGUCCCAGACGCCCGUAGUUCCGGCGCCUCCCGCCACGAGAAAUGCACUUCCACCGUCGCCGCCGCCGUCAGCCGGGACAUCGGAAAGAUCUCAGCAUCCAAGAAAGGUCCUGGUCUCGAAAGAAGAUUCGAGAAACCUCGCCGACUGGCUGAACAAGAGCGUCACGCCAGCCGAACUGAAGGGUUUUGCAGACAAAUACCCGAUUGAAUUCGAAAAGAAAGAAUUCAGCCUGGCUCCUCCACGUCUGGACGACUGGAUGACCAGGCGACUAAAAGAGUCCGCCGCCCACAAACCAGCCGAAGCGGCAGAGAAAACGUGGCUUUCGGUACCUAAAGUGCUGGACAUAGCAGGACCGCUUGUCUAUCUCCACCAGCUGACGAAGCAGGGUCGCCCGCUGGAUAUGGAAGAGGUGUCCGAAAACGUUAAAGUGGCGCUGGAACUAACAGCCGCAGCGUCCUACGACAUCAACCGUAGAAGACGCCGGAACAUCCUCAACCAUACCGACCCUCGCUCCGACUACUUGCUGGAGGACCCCAAAUCCUUUUCAAGCAAGCAAACAGUUUCGUCACUGUUUGGCAAACGCUUCCUCGAAGCCAUGUUGAAAGAAGCGGACCAAGACGAAAAACUAAGCCGUCGUGGUCCACCAGGCCGCCCCAAAACAGCUGCAGGACCGGUAACACGAUCAAAAUCCGGCAGAGGAGGCAGAGGGCAAUUUCCAUUCGACAACGAUCGAGGCGGCGGACGUGGGAGAAGAGGAGGAAGAAGCCGUGGCAGAGGAAGACGUGGCCGAGGAGGCCAGCAUUUCGCCAAUCAUUAGAAGACGCGGAGAUUGCGGAACGCUCCACCUAACUUUAUGUUUUUUGUUUCGAGCGCAAGCGCAUCUUUCGCAUUUCAAUUCGUUGAUUUUGUAAGGGAAUUCUUCCCAUUUUUUGUUUGUAUUUACCCAAACGUUCGGACUGUCACAGGUCUGAGGGUUCUGGGGCCUCCCAUGGCAUAAGAAAAGAAAGUGCGCUAUCGCGCCAUCUAUGAAAGAGCUGUCAAAUACAGUGUCAACACCCUUAA
Daphnia magna is the source of this 1661-nucleotide messenger RNA. RefSeq lists its product as uncharacterized. The record is from RefSeq and is a predicted model, not a curated record. Lineage: Eukaryota; Metazoa; Arthropoda; Branchiopoda; Diplostraca; Daphniidae.